AUGUUCGUGCCCACCGCCAAUCCUGUUCGAGAGCCGCCGAUAAUCGUAGUGAACACCGUGCUUUCGCUGUUAGCUUUAAAUUAUCCAGCGAAUAAGCUAGCGUGUUAUGUGUCGGACGAUGGAUGUUCACCUCUCACUUACUUCUCUCUCAAGGAAACUUCCAAGUUCGCCAAGAUUUGGGUUCCCUUCUGCAAGAAAUACAACGUUAGAGUUAGAGCUCCUUUUAGAUAUUUCUUAAACCCUUUAGACGAACCAUACGAUCCAGAGUUCAGUAAAGACUGGAAAAUGACGAAGGAGGAGUACGAGAAGUUAAGGCGGAAAGUUGAAGAUUCCACCAGAGACUCCUACUUGUUGGACGCGGACGACGAAUUGACAACUUUCUCAAACGCAAAACCAAAUAAUCAUUCAACUAUAGUUAAGGUGGUAUGGGAGAAUAAGGGAGGUGUAGGAGACGAGAAAGAAGUCCCUCAUCUUGUAUACAUAUCAAGGGAGAAAAGACCGGAUUUCAAAGUACACAAGUUAUGUUCGGCAUGA
Messenger RNA from Raphanus sativus (radish), 534 nucleotides. RefSeq names its product cellulose synthase-like protein B6. Gene Ontology annotation, molecular function: mannan synthase activity; cellulose synthase (UDP-forming) activity. Lineage: Eukaryota; Viridiplantae; Streptophyta; Magnoliopsida; Brassicales; Brassicaceae. Gene Ontology annotation, cellular component: plasma membrane; trans-Golgi network. Gene Ontology annotation, biological process: cellulose biosynthetic process; plant-type primary cell wall biogenesis. The record is from RefSeq and is a predicted model, not a curated record. The coding region runs from base 1 to 534 and encodes 177 amino acids. The transcript has 4 exons.